AUGUGUGCAGGCAACGGCUACACGGGUGAUGACCCAGUCACGAAGGAGGCCCAGUGGAAGAAUGUGCACAACUUUGACUUUGUGCAAGUGGAGGCAGCGCUGAAUUUGAAGCUUCUGAUAGACGCCUGGAAUAUAAAGACGGCCGUCUGGCUGAGGGAGGUGGUGUACUACCGCGCACCCAGGUCAAUCAGCACAGUGGCGGUCUUCACCGUGAGCGCCUUUUGGCAUGGCCUCUACCCCGGCUACUACCUCAUGUUCCUGACUUUCGCCCUCUUCGUUCUGGCUGCCCGGAUGUGGCGUCGCAAGGUGCGCAGCCGUCUGCCGUCCAAACGUUACCUCUUCCUCGUCUACCACGCCUUCACCAUCUUCCUGACACACAUCAGCAUGGACUACGCCCAGGCGCCCUUCCACUUGCUCACUCUGAACAGCAGCAUCUUCACCUGGAUACAGUUCUUCUUUGUGCCGCACAUCGUGGCUGUGCUGAUACUCUCCGUUCUCAGUCUGUUAUCUAGGCUGCGCAGAAGGCCAAAGGUACAGGACAUUGAACCGCUGUUGGCGUAG
Molecule: messenger RNA, 561 nt
Organism: Dibothriocephalus latus
Lineage: Eukaryota; Metazoa; Platyhelminthes; Cestoda; Diphyllobothriidea; Diphyllobothriidae
Source: the annotation of a GenBank genome assembly